AUGCCCACAGGUGCAUCAUCCAUAAUACCGGCGGCACCUGCAAGCCCUGCGCCUCAGCGCAAACCGUCAGCGUUCGCUUCUCCUGAGGCGCGGUCCAGGCGCCAUGCCUUAAUUGUUGAGGGCCUGCGUGCGUCCACUACACCUCUCAAUAACCUCGACGACCUCCGCGCCGCCCUUCCGGCCCUUCCGGUCUCUUCACCUACCCUUCCGGCAGCCCAUCACCGACCUACGAACGCCCCUGCACCGACUACGGUGUUCGCCCGUCGAAAAUUUGUGGGUGUUAACCGUGUUACCACUGCGACUCGUCCGUCUUUCAUCCCGCCACUGCCUGCUGAUUAUCCGCUUCCGGAUGCUCCUCUUCGUGCAACUGCAUCUUUGCCACCCCGGGCGAACAAUCAAAACCGUGUCAUCGAUGAAGACUUGCCGCGAAAGGGCAAGUGGUAUGUAGUGGUUGUUGGUACGAAAGUUGGUGUGUUCAGCGACCGGGCAGAGGCAGCAAGAUACGAGAACAUUGUUCCCGCGCCAGUCCAUUGGGAACAAUAUGACGAUGUGCAGGCUGCAGUGAGACGCGCAGAGAGCCUUCAAGUUGGUGAUGUUAAGGUGCAACCAGGCCCAGUCUGUGGACGUAAAUCUCGCUUCAAGCCUGCCAAAAACUGA
Fomitopsis serialis is the source of this 657-nucleotide messenger RNA. RefSeq lists its product as uncharacterized. The record is from RefSeq and is a predicted model, not a curated record. Lineage: Eukaryota; Fungi; Basidiomycota; Agaricomycetes; Polyporales; Fomitopsidaceae. Bases 1 to 657 code for a protein of 218 amino acids. The transcript has 3 exons.